This is a messenger RNA of Scomber japonicus (chub mackerel), 4653 nucleotides long. Its product is annotated as KIAA1549-like a. The record is from RefSeq and is a predicted model, not a curated record. The transcript has 23 exons. Bases 1 to 4653 code for a protein of 1550 amino acids. NCBI's taxonomy places the organism in Eukaryota, Metazoa, Chordata, Actinopteri, Scombriformes, Scombridae.
AUGGCUCCCAAACAUGCGCUCCUCUCCUCCAGCAGCAGCAGCAGAAGAAGCAGAAGAAGCCCCGGAGUCGGAGGGGUAAAUAAUAAACAAGACCCCCUCUCUUUCUGUCCUACAACGGCAUGGAUCAUGGAUGCCGGGAUGGUGGCUGUCUGCUCGCCGAGGAACGGGAAGAGGACGCGGGCGCUGGAUGGGAUGCUGGCCCGGUGGUUUGUGAGCAUCGGCGCGGUGCUGAUGCUGAUGAUGCAGUGCUCCCUGGCCGCUGACGCUGAGGGAGGUCAUCAUGAGUCAAUGAGGCAGGCUGUCUUGCCUCUGGACCCCACAGUGCCCUCCAACCUCUCAGCCACCCCAGGGACUGGAGACAGAGCUGCGAUGGAUGGGACUGACGUCAGUCCUGGAGCCGAACCCCGAGCUUGGCCAGAGGGCAAAGUCUUUGCUGAGACUGAGGUUUGGACUGAAACAGAAGCAGGAGUGCGUGCCGGAGCAGGUGGCAAAGUCUUUGCCGAGACAGGGAUUAUGACCGGAACCGGCGCCUGGGCUGGAGUCGGGGCCGAAUGGAGGCCGGUGGACGCAGAGGGAGGAGACCAGCCAAAUAUGCCCAGGGACUCAGCUGCCUGGCUGGGGCGACAGAGGCUCCAGACGCACGGAGAGGGCCAGAGAGAGCAGGCAGCCUUCUCUUCAGUCCUCACCAUGCUGGCAGAGACCACUGAGCUGCAGGCACCAGCAGUGGGAAAACCUUUAGGACUGCUGUCUAAAGCUGCUUGGACCAUAAGCUCCUCAUCGUCAUCUAAGGCCUCCUCCUCAUCGUCCUCCGCCUCUUCAACAAAAGCAUCCUCUUUGCCUUCCUCUUCCUCCUCUUCCCCCUCUUCCCCAGCUGCUAACAGAGACAGUAAGGCAGCAAGCUCAGACACCGUGUCCCCUGUUGAUGUUAGCAGCAACUCCACCAACAGCAGCAGCAACUCCAGUUUGGACGAGUUCGUGAGCAGUCUGCCAGCCUGGGAUCUCCCUACUGUUCCUGAGUCACUUCUUUCCACAGUGGGCGACCACGAUGUCACACUCCCUGCCAACAUCACCAGCCCUUUCUCCACCCACCAGUGGAACACCACUGCGCCAUCGCGCACCAGAAACAUCUCACGGCAGACGACCACUUCAGCGACCACUAUAAACACGUCGCUGUCACCCACCACCACCACCUCAACGCAGACUUUGCCGUCAUCCACCACGGUAAGACCACCCACGCCACCAGGAUCCUCCAUGGCUUCAAGCACCACAAGCCAGGACACUGUGACCAAUGGCAGCCUUCAGCUGACGACCGUAACAACGACGAAGCCCUCAAGGACCACUCUAACUGUGACCGCCCCUGAGAUGACGACGCAGGAGAUGACCACAGGGGGCGCUGUGACAGUCCCACCAAACACCACCACCUCUACAACCACGCAGCAAACGACGAGCCUCAAACCGACCACAGCAGCUACGACCCGGCCGACCACCACUACCACAACACCUGCCACCACCACCACCACUGUCCCGUCAACCACAACCACCACUACUCUUCCAACCACCACUACCACUACUACACCCGCAACUACUACUGCUGCCACCACUACCACUACCACAACAACGACAACAAAGGUAGCUGCCACCACUAUGUUUGUUCCGAUCCGGACCACGCCACCUCCUACUACAACCACAGAACCUCCAACCAUCACCAGCACGGAGGAAGGUCCUCUACCAUGCAACAUUACCGAAAAGUACUGGGUCAGAACAGUUUUGUCCAUUGAGAUGCGCAGGAACCGUUUGGACUUAAUCCUGAAACAGAAUCUAUCCAAAGGACUGAGCCACGCCCUGCAAAGAGCCUUGAAUGACACCACCGUCUUUGCACAGGUGGAACGUGAGGAGUGCGGCCCCAGCAACGUGACGCUGGGUUACUACGUAGCCAGCGCUAAAACCGUCUACAUCUCCUCCUUAGUGGUUGAGGCGCUGAAUGUUUACGGCUUUGACAAGCUGCUGUCGGACAUCAGGCAGCACACACCAUUGGUUAAGGCCGUUCUGGUUCCCGUGGCAACCUGGGUGCCUUCUCCAAGCAUCCACCUGCAGCUGAAAACAGUGUUAAGGUUUGUUGGCCCCACAGACAACAUCUACUCGUGCAGUUUCGUCCAGAUGUUGGAGCAGAGGCUGGAGAACGCCUUUGAAGAGGCUCAGGACAAAGUGCUGGAGACCUACAGCAGGCUCACCGUAGAGAUCCAGAGUGUGUCCCAGGAGGCAGGUACUCCGUCUGUCUCUCUGGUGUACGUGGUGAAGAACCAGGACGCAGUUCUCAACGGAACCAUCUCCAGCGGCCUCCUCAACCAGCUGACCGCUGAGCUGGUGGGCUACUUCCUGUUCUACCCGCCCCUGGUCAUCGCUGAGCCCCUUGAAUACCAUAAUCUCAACACAUCAAUGGCAACCAAGAACUAUUGGGUGAUAACAGUGAUCCAAGACGUGGACAGCUCUUCCCUGGAGGCUAACUACCAGAGCUUUGCCAACCUGAUGGAGCAGCGGCUGGCUGAGCUCUUCCUGGUGGCCGGCAGGCAGGGCUCUCGCACCGCACGCUCCCGACGGGCCACCACUGUAGGGGGCUACACUGUACAGAUGGUGAACAUACGUCGACUGCCUGGUCCCAAGAAACCAGCAGAGAUGACGUACUACGCCCAGCUGAACGGAGCACCCAUCACUGGAACCAACGCUGCCAAGACCCUCAGCAGUCUGGACUCCCAGACCAUGGCUCUGACCCUGGGCUACUUCGUACAAGUGCAGGCUGAGCCUGUGAUAAAGACACCGCCCAGCAACCUGUGGAUCAUGGCCGUUCUGACGCCUCUCUUCUUGCUGAUGGUGGUGAUCAUCAUGGUGGCCUUCAUCCUGUGCAAGAGGAACAGGGUCAUCUUCAAAACCGGCGCCUUCCGGACCUUCAAGACACGCUCCAAGACCUCAUAUCGAAGGGAGGGCAGUUACCACCACCAGCCUGUCCAGGGCUUUGACUACGCCAAGAAGCACAUGGGUCGAACGGAUGAGACCGUCUCUGUUACCAAGGAGACGCUGGUGUUGGGGCUGCCUGUGCGAGAUGCUCCGCUCUCAAUGUCGUUGGAUAAGAAGGUCCACCAGGAUGGGACCGCCAGCAAGAGGCCCCCGUCUGCUGACAUACACAAAGGAGGGCGGUUGCCAAGUGAGGAGGACAGCUCGGUGUCGAGUAGCAGCUCCGGGAAGCUGAACACAAGCAAGAGCUCCUCAGCCCGAAGGACGGCGACCGGUAGCAGCGGCAAGAACGGCAAAGAGGAUCUGCACAAGAGGAGCGCCAACGAUCCGUAUGAAGAACAUACUGGCUCUCUGCGUCUCAUCACCAUUAAACCCAUGACUGCCCAGCCAACCUACUCUUACCCAUCAUCCUCCUCCCACAGCCAAGACUCUGUGGUCGUCAAUGGGGAGGCAAACCAUGGAGGGCUGAAGCAGAAGUCAGACAUCGAGCACUACAGGAACAAACUGCGUCAGAAGGCUCGGAGGAAGGGCUACGGAGAGUUCUCGCUGUCCGAGACAGGAAGCCACGGUUACAGUCACCGUGAUGCCCGCCACAGUCGGCACGACAACGGGGUCAAGGAGCCGAUGACCGCCGAGGAGAAGAGGGCCUCUUUCGCAGGUUGUCAUAAGAGGUACUCCCACCCAAGGGAGCCCACCUAUUGGAGCAGGCAGUCUCUGAGCAGCCCCAGCCCAGUGGAGACAGAGAUGGACCUGCUGGUGCUCAGAGAGAGAUCGAGGAGGGGCAUCCGCAACAAUGGCUAUGAUGGUGAACCAGAACCGUUUGAAGAGACCAACGUGGACCGUCUGAUGAGCUCUCUGGGUUACGGAGGCGGAUCUACUGGCACAGCGAACGGCAGCCUGGGGGUGAAGGCUCACCGCGGCUCGGACUCCUCCACGCUCAGCUCUCAGCCGUCCAUUGACGAGGUCCGCACACAGAUGCAUAUGUUGUUAGGCAACGCCUUCAGCUUGGCACCCCCGGACCACGACCCACCCUCCCCACCAACCAACAGCCACCACCAUCACCACCACCAUGCCCACAGCGCCUACAACCCGUCCCACACCAGCCACUACAGCGACGGGGUGACCAGCGCCCCGGGGACCAUGAACCACCCCUGUGGAGGCAGGCAGAGGAGCGCAGCCUACGAGGACAUGCAUCAGUGUAGCCUGCCCAAACCGGGUUUCCGGUUCACCCAGCUUCCUGAUAUGGGAAUCGGUUCUCCGCCGCCACUGAUCCCCUCAAGACCGGGACCACCGCCUGGGACCUCGCUACGACGUUCCACUCCUGAUGUUAGUCUGAAGCCUCGUGUGUCAGAGGCCUCGGACCUGCAGGCCCAGCAGCACAACGGCGCCCCCUACCUGCCACUGUCCAGGACGCCCUUCCCUGCUGUCACUGUCGACCAAUCCAUCGCCACCUACUCAGGAAAUCCAAUAACAGCAGUGUACGCUAUAUCAGCCAACCGCCCGGGUUACUCAGACUACUUCGUCAUGUCACCACCAUCUUCGUACCGUAGCCCGUCCUGGAUGUCCUACCCACCCGAGCCAGAGGACCUGCCGCGGCAGUGGAACGACACACCGAACUCACGUCACCUUGAAACCAUCUGCUGA